This is a messenger RNA of Cephus cinctus (wheat stem sawfly), 4781 nucleotides long. RefSeq names its product glycine receptor subunit alpha-2 (gene Hiscl1). The record is from RefSeq and is a predicted model, not a curated record. NCBI's taxonomy places the organism in Eukaryota, Metazoa, Arthropoda, Insecta, Hymenoptera, Cephidae. Gene Ontology annotation, molecular function: chloride channel activity; neurotransmitter receptor activity; transmembrane signaling receptor activity. Gene Ontology annotation, biological process: nervous system process; chemical synaptic transmission; regulation of membrane potential. Gene Ontology annotation, cellular component: neuron projection; synapse; membrane. The transcript has 8 exons. The coding region runs from base 2036 to 3310 and encodes 424 amino acids.
CCAACCCCCCCAACACCACAUAUUUACCUAUUCACCCCAAUACACAAAUUCUCCUGGAAUAUAUAUAUACCCAUCCUUGAUCUCUACGACUCCUCCCUCCUCCCUCCCCGCCUCUUAACCCCUCACCCCACGAAACGUGGCUAAUGUUUUAUGCGAAUCCUGGUAAGAGAAACGUUUCGCGUCUUCCUCGAUGAUCAUCGAGAACAAAGAAAGAAAGAAAAAGAAAACACAAGAAAUCAUUCCUAUCGCUGCCAUGAUUCCAUGUUUCUUAAAUUUUUUGAUCAUGUGUUCCCCCCCCGCCCCCAGUCCUUGUCCAUAUACCCUUCCGAUGCAUCUCCUAAAAAUCCAUCAUCCAUUCUUUUCCAGCAGACUCGUCACUCUCUUCCUCUCUAAAUAGACGAUCUUUGUUCGCUGUGAGUCUCUGUUUCUCGUAUUUUUGUCGUUAUCCAUCCGGGUGAUGAAAUAUCCUGUGCCGGAUUGUGUCCAAUCCAAGAUGAGCCUCUUGCCGUGCCGUGAUGAACUCUGUGGAAAGAUGCUCAUGGGAUAUUUGGUUUAUAUAUAUAUACAUAUUAUGGAGAGAUUUUUCUUUUUAAAUUAUUCAUGACCGUGCGAAUGUCGAUCGAUCUAUUUUUUGCUUAAGCAUUAUCUUUUUUCUUUUUGCGGCUUGCGCUCUCGUCUCAUGGAUUUGGAUCUUUUUAUUGAUUCGUUGAUAAAGGACUGCUGACGCGUCAAAGUCAUUUUAUACUGCGGGACGGAGCUAUGUUUUGUGUAAAUUUGUUUGUUUACUCGCAAUUUUUAGCCGUGACUGUCAAUUAUGUCUUGAAAUUUGUAGAAAGAAAAGAGUGGUGAUUGUUUUUUUUUUGGUCGUUAUGAGGGUUCUCAAGAGAGCCUGUGUGCAGUUUCAUGGAUUCUUCAUGAAAUUAUGAUAAUUGCGAAUUUUAUUCCCUGCAUAUUAAUGUAGUGGUAUUUGAAUUUCCGAUUUUCUUAUUUCGCGCUGUUCAGACGGUUACCACUCUUUUUUUCUUUUUUUUUCGUUAAGUACUUUACGGUUGCUUGAGGUGUACUUGACGCAAGUACUAGAAGCUUUUGUUUUUAUUCAUCAGACUCUUGAGGCAUUAUCAAAAAUAAAAAUCUACAGUGAAGAGCUUUAUUAUUACAGUGAAGAAAAAAAAAGAUAUGUUCACAAAAAUUUGAUAGUUAACGAUUCUACAAAAUUUUGCCGAAUCGAAAUGAUCUUUGCGGUUCGAUCGAUCGUUUUUAUUAAAGAUACACGAAUUUACGAGCGACCCGGUCGUGCGGGGUAACCUAGUUUAAUUUUUCAAAAAUAAAAUGGAAAAACGUUCCAACAGAAUUGCAUGCGUCUCGCUCACAUUAUGAUUAGCAAAAGUAGGGCUGUGCAUGUCGAAACAAUAAAUGAUACGAGAAUCACAUUCGAGACAGUCGUAAAAUAAUUAUCAGAUAAGGUCGCAAGUGCAUCCAAAAAAUUGUCCAUUGCAUUUUCGACUUUUCAUACAUGCACAAUCAGAAUCUCGUGAGACAUAGCGAUCCUUAAAUCUUAUAAAUUUAUAUCCACUUCGAAUAUCGUCGAUGACCGAUCGUCGUUCGGCAGAUCGAUAUUUAAAAAAAAAAAAGCGGCACGGCAUCAUCUCCAUUACGUAUUAAAAAGAUUGUAACACCGACACAGGCUAUAAACGCGAAACUCACUCAUCCUUUGAAUUCGUGCAUAAUUAUUGACAUAAUUGUAGGUAAACUAUAUAUAAAUAUAGUAUCAGUAGCGUAAACAAUAAUUAUGAAUAAUUAAAUAAAUGUCAUCUAUCCUACCGACACUGACUUUGACUGCUUCCCUUUUAAUUAACGAUCACACUUUAUUCGCUACCUCUCGUCAAUCUCGAACUGAAUUCGCAUCGAGUAGCAGCCGCCAUGUUGGAAGGAAAUUCGCUCCGUGAGAAUCGCAGAGACAUCAGCCGCAGCCUGACGACGGAGAAGUUUGGAAUUCUUCGAUCUUCUACCAGAAGAUCCAAAACUCUACGACAAGAUGAGACCACCUAAGAAAGAUGGCCAAGCUACAGUCGUGUAUUUUCAUGUGACAGUGAUGGGUCUCGAUUCCAUCGACGAGAAUUCAAUGACCUACGCGGCGGACAUUUUCUUCGCGCAAACAUGGAAGGAUAACAGACUACGACUUCCGGAGAACAUGACGUCUGAGUACAGAUUGCUAGAAGUCGAUUGGCUCAAGAAUAUGUGGAGACCAGAUUCCUUCUUCAAGAAUGCCAAAUCUGUCACCUUCCAGACUAUGACGAUACCGAAUCACUAUCUAUGGCUCUACAAAGACAAAACUAUCCUCUACAUGGUGAAACUAACCCUCAAAUUAUCCUGCGCCAUGAACUUCCUGAUUUAUCCCCACGACACGCAGGAGUGUAAAUUACAGAUGGAAAGCCUGUCGCACACGACGGAUGAAAUGAUCUUCCAGUGGGACCCCGACGUUCCCCUGGUCGUCGACGAGAACAUUGAGUUGCCCCAGUUGCAGCUCGUGAAAAAUUACACAGCCGAUUGCACGCAGGUUUACUCCACCGGUAACUUCACCUGCCUGGAAGUUGUCUUUGUGCUGAAGCGUCGUCUUGGAUAUUACCUCUUCCACACCUACGUUCCAACCUGCCUGAUAGUAAUAAUGUCGUGGGUUUCCUUCUGGAUAAAACCGGAAGCUGCUCCGGCUCGUGUAACCCUGGGAGUCACUUCCUUGCUUACGUUAUCCACUCAACACGCCAAGAGUCAAGCAUCAUUGCCACCAGUGUCCUAUUUGAAAGCAGUGGACGCCUUCAUGUCCGUCUGCACCAUAUUUGUCUUCAUGGCCCUGAUGGAAUAUUGCCUGGUGAAUAUUGUACUUGGUGACAAUGAUGCACCACCCGCUAAGCCUCCACCACCGCCGCCACCACCGUCCUCAUCCACUGGAACGGAUACGACGAAACUUGACAAGAUAUUCGAUAUCGCCACCAAGGUAACACGCCUGGAUGGCGCUCCAAAGCAUGAGAGUGACUUCCGUGCCUCGAAGGCUGUGGAAAGGACGACCUUACGAGGCACGGAUGGGACUAGUCCUGCCGGCGUUCAAGUUGAGAUCGUUCUCACACAGGAAAAUGCCAUGUUGCUGUCUGGCCGAUCGCAGAAGUCAAACACCGGACCACCAGCAGGACCGACACCGGCGCAGAAGGCGCGCAUGCGCGCGUUGAACAUCGACAGGGUCUCUCGUGUCUUCUUCCCUUUCCUCUUCGCCGUACUCAAUGUCACCUAUUGGAUUAUGUUCGCCGAGUAUAUCUAAAAAGAAGAAUUGCAUCAGGAUGAUAUUAUAUAAUUAGAGGGAGGAUCAAGCAUACCAUGAGGUUGAUGAUCGAGAUCAGGAAAUCAUUCGAUGCGUGAUGCGCAUUGCUUUUUAUUGAUCGAUCAUGAUGGGAUGUUGAUUGAUACUAAAAGUAAUUGACGUCUUUUGGCAGAAAUGCUUGUACGCUCGCUCAUUUGUGGAAGAUGCAUUUUUAAAUGCAUUUAGGGCAUUUUUUUGUUGGAUGGAUCAUAGAUCUGGAAUUGGUAUCAUUGAAGCCGGAAGUGGCUGAUCAAGUGACUAAUGGUGCUGAGGGGUCAGUCGGUGCACUCUUUGAGAUACUUGAGGCUUUUUAUUUUAUUUUCAUGGGUAACUUUUUCGAUUUAUAUAGCUAGUCAAUUAUCAUUUUUAGAAUUCUGUCGUGUCGUGCGCGAAAUCCGCCCACCUCGUUCAUUCGCUCGCGGAGUCUUUUUGAUAGAUUGUUCGUUCGAGGUAUCUUGUAUUACUUGCGCGGAAAGAGUCAUCUGACGUUUAUUAAUAUGACGGCUGAUAAUUUAGAGGAUAAUUAAUUAUGCACGGUUGUAUAAAUAUUAUUAUUCAAGUUCUUAGAGAUUGAUUGAACUCUAAAUGAUCGACGGAAUAUUCGUCCAUUGCUUCCAGGCGAUUGUCAAUGAGAAUUCGUAUCCGCUCCUGAUUUACCUCAUAGCGUAGUACUUAGACUAAUUAAAAAAAAUAGGAUCUAUUAAAUAUCCAAAAUUUCGAAAGAUUUGCUAUUUUCAAAAUAUCUUUAGGCAUAAACUAAACACGUGAAUUAUGAAAUUGCCACACGCGCGUAUACUUAAUAGUACAAGAAAAAAUUAUCAAAUCGUAAUACCUAUCUACGCUAAUUGCCUGUAUCGAAAGUGAAAAAUUUUUAAAACAAAAGAGUAUUAUUGACUUCUUCAGGAUAUCACGGUCCUUCUGAAUUUAUGUUUACUGUAAACAGUGUAUAUGAUUGUAGCGCAUGAAAACAUUUAUACAUACGUAAAACGUGAAUAGUUAAACAAAAAUUAUAAUAAAAAGACAAGUGCUCAUAAUUGUCAAAAAAAAAAAAGAUUAAAAAUGUGUCAAUAGUCAUCGAGAUUUCGAUGACACGUGCGCAAUGAAUAUACUUAAUGGGGAUUCGUUUUUGAGAAGUACCAUAAAAUAAUGAACACGAAAAAUAACGAAUCUGCAGCAAAAUGUCACGCGAAAUGCGAAUUUAAAUCGCGUGCUUAACGUAGAUUUUAUGUAAUUGCUAGUAAGACUCAUGAUGUUAUCGCGUCCCUCCUGAAAUGACAGUACAUCAAUUGGAUUAACAAUAAUGACAUUGUAUCCACAUGAUAUCAAAUAGUGGUGAAUUAAUGUAAGGAUUCUUGUAUGGACCCUAAUCGAUAAUUAAGGCAUCGUCGUUAUCAUUUACGUAAUUAUAAGAAUAUAUAAAUGCGCAAACUGA